AUGACUGAAAUACUAUCUUCACACAACGCUUUCCUCCAAACCAUUUUGACCCGUCAACAUCAUCGUAGAUCUCUCAUCUCUUCAAUCUCUUCCUUUCCCCCUCAACCCACUGUGAGAGGAUACCAACUUCCCAUACUUCCCGAAAACAGAGUAUUGUCGAGUAUAGAGUCGGGUCAAGGAGGAAUAAGGACGAAAGAAAAUGUUGUAAACUACAUUCCUGGUGAAGAAACUGUAAGGAAUGAUUUGAGUGAAUGGUAUGGUGUUUCGGGGGAAUGGGGAAGUAACAGAAUACUUGGCUGUGAAGAAGAGGAGGUUUGUUCAGAAUAUCCAGCCUUACGUAGAUUAAUGGAACUCAAAUCAUCUCUUCUCUCUCAAACAUCUCAUCCACCUUUAACCCUCAAUAUCCCUCCAACACCAUCCGGAAUCCUUACAGCCCUUCAUCCAAACCGAUUCGACGUCAUCCUUAUUCAUCCUCUUUCCACAUGGGAAGAAACUGCCAAUCUACCAAUCAGACAUAUAUCCGCUGAUCCGGGGUUCGUGUUCCUUUGGGUUGGACAGGGAGAUGAAGAGGGGUUGGAAAGAGGUAGAGAAUGUUUUGUCAAGUGGGGAUUUAGACGUGCGGAGGAUAUAGUUUGGGUCAAGACGAAUAAGAAUUUACCUCUUGGUGGUACAACUCUUGACGGUCGUCUUUUCGCUUGUCAAAAAGUCCAUUGUCUCAUGGGUAUAAGAGGAACAGUGAGAAGAAGUACCGAUACAAGGUUUGUACAUUGUAAUGUAGAUACGGAUGUUAUGGUUUGGGAAGGGGAUGAGGAUGACCAUAUCUCCACCCACCCUCCAUACCUUCACACACUUAUCGAAAACUUCUGUCUAGGUACGAGACGAUUAGACCUUUUUGGGGUGACACCGAGAAGAGGAUGGGUGACGGGAUUUCUUUCCCCAAAGUCGUCUUCCGAAAUGGACUUAUCUACUGUAUCUGCUCCACAGAAUAAUGAUUUACCGCCUCCAAAACCGUUCGACCCCACUACUUACUCCCACCUUGUGUACCAAGACGAAUCCCGAUCUCAACUACCUUUCCAUCCUGAGAUCGAAGCUCUACGACCCAAGUCCCCCCAACGUCGGCCGAGAGGACAGGGAGGAGGUGAGAUGAACGUCAGGCCUGGCGGAUUUAGGGCUAAGAGAGGAGGGGACGGUGGUAAUUUUGGUCCUGGCUUUAGUCCAUUUAACAGUAACUACUCCGGACUGUCCCAGCCAGGUGGUUACGCGGGGCCUUCUCCUACUGGCGGAUACUCCGGUCCAUCUUCUACUGGUGGUAAUUUCGGGUCAUCAACUACUGGAGGACAUAUGAACGUCAGACAGGGCGGAGUAAGACCAUUUGGGAAUUCACAACCUCUUUGGGCAAAUGAAGGGUUCGGAAUGACAAUGGGAGGAUCAGGUGGGUUUAUCCCUUCAACAAAUCAAGGUUUCUCAACUGUGAUGAAUCAAGGAAUGGGUAUUGGUAUCCCGAAUCCUAUGGAUCAAAUGGCUCAGAUGCAAAUGCAAAUGCAGAUGCAGAUGCAGAUGCAGAUGGGUAUGAUGCCGAUGGGUAUGAAUAUGAUGGGAAUGGGGAUGAAUCCUAUGAUGCCGUUUGGUGGGUUUUCGAUGGGACCUCCGAAUGGUGGAGGUAUCGGGAUGGGGUUUGGACCGCAACAUUUGACCCCAGGUGGACAAGGUAGACAAGGUGGACACGGUGGAGGUGGACAAGGUUGGAUGGGUGGUCAUCCACCUACACCGGAUUGGCGACAACAAUGAAUCUGUAGCAUAUCUCUC
This is a messenger RNA of Tremella mesenterica DSM 1558, 1806 nucleotides long. RefSeq lists its product as uncharacterized. NCBI's taxonomy places the organism in Eukaryota, Fungi, Basidiomycota, Tremellomycetes, Tremellales, Tremellaceae. The transcript has 6 exons. Gene Ontology annotation, cellular component: nucleus; RNA N6-methyladenosine methyltransferase complex. The record is from RefSeq and is a predicted model, not a curated record. Bases 1 to 1788 code for a protein of 595 amino acids. Gene Ontology annotation, molecular function: mRNA binding.